AUGCUCCCAACGAGCAUGUCUCCGACCUCGCUUCAACAACAUCUAUACGCGUCGCUGUUGCAGGGCCAUACGGCAGAUGUCGCGCUUCGCGUGCGCGGUUCAUGGGAUGCCGUGUACAAGUUGCAUCGCGUCGUGCUCAUCCAAUCCGGCUUCUUCCGAUCGAUGUUCACUUCCGGAUUCUCGGAGUCGAAGCACAGGUUCGCGAGUCAUAUCGCAGGGCCAGACCAGGUCGACAUCGUAUUCGACGACCCGAAUAUUACAAGAGCAGCUUUCGAAAUAUGCAUCGCUCGUCUAUACGGCGGCGGCCCCACACUCCACGUCUCGCCUGCCCUGGUACCGACCCCGGCAUACCCACUCACGACCGCCUUUCCCUAUGCGUUGCCUCCCGAUACAUCAACAGACGCCCCUGAGGGCGAACAUCCCGCCACGCCCCGCUUCCUGCUCUCCCUCCUCGCAACGGCUGUCUAUCUCUCCAUCCCCUCCGUCGCCGCGCAAGCACUAGGAGCCAUCAUGAGUUCAAUGGGCCCGCACACCGUCGUGCGCUACCUCAACUUCGCCAUCGGCCGCGGAAUCGGCGCACCCGGCGAGCAAGAUCACGAACCAGAAGCGGCCGUCGGCCUCGAGCACGUCGCCCACACCAUCUCGGAAUCGCAAACGCCGGGCAUCGCCUCACCCGCGCUCAAAUCGGAAGACGACGGGUUCGAGCACGCCGACCUGGCGGACGAUCUCGGCCACCUCAGCCUCGACCACGAGAAGAUCAAGAAGGAGGACCCUUCCUCCUCUGACGCGCUCUCCGUCGCGUCCGAGGACAGCCAAGAGGAGACAGCAGACGAGCGUGCGUUCGAUUACGGUGCGGUGGGCACUAAGAUCGGCGAGGCCGCCGCAUGCUGGCUGGCGCGGUGGGGCCGGGACGUGCUCACGUACGAGCUGUCCGUUUCCCCUUCGCCCUCUUCGUCUUCUGCUACGUCGCAGAUAGCGUCAUCGAGCGAUCACUCUGCCGCCGGUCCGUCUCGUCCGCGCUCGUAUACGCUCCCUACCACUCCUGCCCUCUCGUCAUUGUCCCCGGUACAAUCGGACCCUGAAGGCAGGACACUAGAUGUGCCCCGGAUAUGGAGACGUGGCGGGCUGACUGCGAAGUGGGCCAGCGCGGUGUUGGCGUCGGAUAUGUUAUUCGUUCGGGACGAGAAGGAGCGGUACGAGAUGGCGAAGGAAAUCGUCGAACUGCGGAGGAGGGAAGGCAUCGACGAGGGCGAGGAGAAAGAGUGGGAGAACAUGUUCGCGGACGGAAUAUACUAUUGCAACAUGAUGAUGGAGGAUCUCAUCGCCAUAUCACACGAACUUUCGCCUGCGACGCAUAAACCUUAUAUAUCGCCCUCGCUCAUCCACGCCGCGCACUGGACCCAGUCCCUCCUUCGGCACCACAUUACCGCCCCCUCGUCCUUCUCGCCCUCCUCUUCUUACUCUUCCUCGCCGGCCUCUCCACCUCCACGAGACAAGGAACUUGGACUGCAACUCACGACCGCCGACGUUCUAGCCAAGAUCGCCUCGCCGGAAAUCCGGGACUCAACUCGCAGCGAAGCAUACUACGCCGUCGCGGGCGAUGCGUCUCAGCGUAUCGGGGACAGCACAGGACUCGAGGGCGCCACCAUCGAAGAGCUGCUCGAUCCUCCAUCCGUCUCUAGCACUCAGAGCUCGAGCAAACGUGCCGUGCACGCUGUCACGUCCGAGGCGACCUUUUUCGGCCUCGCACCCUCCCGCUUCCAUCUAUCUCCCACCUCCUCUCCUUCUAUAUCUCCUCCCCCGUCAGGCCGCUGGACCCGCUUCCCACCCUGCCGCUUUGCCGUCGAGUUCUGGGACGUGGACGCGCUGAAGGAGAAGUCGCGCCUGCACUCGCGCACUGUCUUUUACGCCGGUAGCCUCUGGAACGUGUACGUCCAGGUCGUGCGCAAAAAGGACACCGCUUCCACAAGCAAUCGUGGUGGCAAGGGCACGGUGCAGCUCGGCGUGUACCUCCACCGGCAGUCGACCGUCGACCCUGUGCCAGCCGCAUCUGCCCCCGCGACAAGUGUUGCACCAGCCCCUACACCCGCACACACGUCUUCACGAGCCGAGCACCAGACGCACAGCAGGGACCGCGGCGGAUCGAUGCCCGCGCUCACGCCCAGCAUCUCCCUCCCCGCGCCUCGCCCGAGCGGGCUCGCGACGCUCCUCCACCCCUCCCGCAGCUCAACGCCCGCGCCGCCCCCGACCCCGACCGCCCAACAACGCAGCACGACGCCGGUCUCGAGCCCCACCCGCGCGCACUUCGUCGGCUCGCUCCCGUCCUCGCUCCCUUCUCCCACCGCCUCCGGAUCCGGACUGCGCCACACGAACACGAGCGUCGCCUACGCGCCCGCGCUCCCGGUGACGGCGCCCUCGCCCGCCCCGCCGCAGCCGUACCGCGACCCGCGCCCGAGCGUCGCGGCCUACUUCAGCAUCGCGUGCGCGAGCGCGACGGGCGCGGCGCUCACGCGGUUCACGAGCGCGCCGGACGUGUUCUCGGUCAGCCAGAGCUGGGGGUGGAAGAGCAGCUCGCUCAGGACGGAGGAGUACAUCGAGCUCGGCGAGGGCGAGAUGCCGGUGCCGGCGGGGAGGGAAGCGUCCUUGAGGGCGACGGUCGUGUUGGGCGUCGUCUGAUACGCAUUCCUUUGUGUGCGAGGUAUUGCCGAUGUGCUAUAUAACUGUGAAGUAUGACUUGUUUGGUUCGUUUGGAGGAUGACUGGUGUAUUCAAUGUAUGUAUUUAGUUCAUGGAUAGCAUAACAUUUCCUUCGUAAUUCACUCAGCCCAUCGUGCGCGUUUCAUCGAUGAUGGAUGGCUCUCGCAGCAUAUGCAGCAUAUGGUUCAGCGCAAGUCCGGAGCUAAUGAAAUGCGAGAUGGAGCGCCGUGGCUCUCACAAGGAGGCAUUGGAUACGUACGUACGCUUCCGGAUGCCGAGUUGCGCGCAAGGAACGACGCAGUCUCCGCCUGAGAAGAAGCACUGCCGUCAAGCUGCCUACUUACAGUGACCAAACGCGAGGGAUCAAUCCUCUCGCUCCUUCAUGUCUAUGCCUAUGAUCCGAAGCUGAGCCCACGAUCCGUUGACCUUCUUGCCUUCUACGUCGAAGCGUUGAAAACGUGCGUCAUGGUCUUGGUACACUACUACCCCGCCAGGAAACUUUGUAUUUUCCUCCGUUGCGAGUUCCGCGACGUUCUCCAGUGCCGAUUCCAGGUCCGUCGCCUCAAGGGCCAUCCUCUGGAGCUCGUUCAAGCUAUAGAUCAUCCAGUGGUCAUAGUCGGCGGUGAAGGAAGUCACAGGCUCCCAGGUGGCCGUCUCGAGGGUGUCCUUGCCGAUGUCCGUGUUUCGCAUGGCGGCUCUGACUACGUCUCGCUUCUGUGGUUUGCUGACAUGACGGAUCUCUUCUUCAUCUUCGUCCUCGCUAUCGUCGUUCAUAUACUCUUCGAUGAUCUCGCAUUCGUUUAGGCAGGUCACCAGCCAUGGACCAGGGGCCAGAUCCUCUAUGGUGCUCUUCAGCCCCCAGCAUUCAAGGUCCAUAAGAUCGAGCUCCCCCGCCACUAGACAGUCGCUCUUGGUUAUCUCGACAAUCAAGGGCUUCCUGGGCCAGUCAUUCAGAAGUUUGACUCGCUUCCAGAACGCUUUGACCCAGUCUUUGUCGGCUUUCCCAAUGUACGAGCGCUCGUCGCCACGAUAAUCCCAGCGUUCCUCCGCCCUGCGCGAUCUCGUCUCCCUGUCGACGGCGAUGCUGACCGGCCCGAUCCACUCGCACCGCACGAUUUUGGGGUUGGAAGCAUGGGUAUCGGUCGUCGAUUCGGACUUGGCGUCGACGUCAGACGUUGCAGUGGACAAGUCGACGACGAAUUCGUCGUUGGUGGGUGUGACACAGUAUAGCAUGCGUGUCGUUGGCUCGAAGCCCCAUGCCAUGCCGAGUCUAUCGCUUGCCAGUAACGCGUGCGUAGACUUGAUGGAGGGUUCCUUGGUGUCGGUGAUCGCCGCUUCCGCGGUCGCCGCGAGAGGGCGCGUGGAGAUCUGGACGUAUCGGCCAAGGAGGGAUGUGCGGAUCUCUCUGGUGGUGAGCCCCACGGGCGAUCGCUUGUCGGAGGCCUCGACAUAGUCCCCCUGUGCGCGGAGGGAAACGGGGACAUAGCCCCAGGAUGUCUCACUCGCCAGAAGUAUGAGGUGGGAAGGUAUGAGCGACGGGACCGUGGUGGUGGGCAGAAUGGUGCUACCCAAUCCAGGAAGGGCCAGCGUUGACACAGAACGCCAUUCGUAAGCGAUCCCUGUCGAUCUGUAUUCUGAACUAGAUUGUCCGAAGCCCGGAGGUAUAGACGGAGCGAUCCAGUGUGCUGGGGUGGAACACGAGGGAGGGAGCUGUCGAUCCCACGGAGAGAUCGCGAUGGGACCUUUGUCGUGCUCCGGAUUCGCGGAGUCGUCGCGAACGUAGCUAAGGGUGGGUAUUCCCCCAAAGAGAUCGACGACUUGCUGGACGGUGUACUUGGACGCGUCGCUGAAUGGAAUACGGGUUGUAGCGUUCUCCUGUCCCUCGUCAGCCCUGGACGGAGUCGCAGAGGCUGACUCGGACUGAUAGACAAUAUCGAAGUUGAGCGCGGGUCUGAAGGGGUGACGAUGUCUCUUGUUCGCCUGGACACGGAAGCGCUGAAACGCGAGGUCGAAGGUCUCCUGCGCGGAUGCGACAACCGUCCCAGCGGGCCACGUCUCCGUCCCUUCUCCACAAAGUUUUGCACUGGCAUCCUCGAACGUCAAGAUGGUACGGGUAUCGUCACCCUGACUGUCCUCGACGCCCGACCACCAGCCCGCUUGUAACCCCGCAACAUGUUCCUUCAGCUUCGCGUAUGAAUCUACAUCGGGUACAAUCGCCAUUAGAGUAGACUGAGGCCGAGUUCACGGUUAUGUUUAGUCGGGAGGAAGCUAGCUGUUGGACCCCGAUGGUGAAAUUUGGGAACGCGGGUCAUUCGUUCGAAAUUUACGUGUAACGCAGCCGAGAUUGUCGCCGGUUUCUCCGAGGGGAUGACCAUGGUAGAUAAAUUGCACAAAUCGCCGGUGAGAACGUAGCAAGGUGAGCGUCCCUCGGU
Messenger RNA from Punctularia strigosozonata HHB-11173 SS5, 5128 nucleotides. RefSeq lists its product as uncharacterized. The coding region runs from base 1 to 2676 and encodes 891 amino acids. The transcript has 8 exons. The record is from RefSeq and is a predicted model, not a curated record. Gene Ontology annotation, molecular function: protein binding. NCBI's taxonomy places the organism in Eukaryota, Fungi, Basidiomycota, Agaricomycetes, Corticiales, Punctulariaceae.